Ricinus communis (castor bean) is the source of this 3351-nucleotide messenger RNA. RefSeq names its product CMP-sialic acid transporter 1. The record is from RefSeq and is a predicted model, not a curated record. Bases 255 to 1262 code for a protein of 335 amino acids. Lineage: Eukaryota; Viridiplantae; Streptophyta; Magnoliopsida; Malpighiales; Euphorbiaceae. Gene Ontology annotation, biological process: pyrimidine nucleotide-sugar transmembrane transport. Gene Ontology annotation, molecular function: pyrimidine nucleotide-sugar transmembrane transporter activity. Gene Ontology annotation, cellular component: Golgi membrane. The transcript is spliced from 9 exons.
GAACCUUAUUUUUUUAGAUUUGGGCAAACAAGAUCUAACUGUAUGUCUUGGGCGCCUGCCUGCGCACAUGAUAAUUUGCUUUUAGUUAUAGAUCUUCUGGUAGCAAAUAAAAACGACGUCGAUUACGAGAACGUCCAACGCGAAGUUCGGUUCGAACCGAUAAAUCUGUCCGACUCCGAGUUGCAGAAGUACUGUAGUAACAUUUUCCAAGUCUCGUCGGGUUUGGAAAGAUCAAAGAAGAAGAAGAAAAAAAAAUGCAAUGGUACAUUGUAGCUUCUUUCCUCACCAUUUUCACCAGUUCUCAGGGAAUCCUAACUACAUUAUCUCAAAGUAAUGGAAAAUAUAAGUAUGACUACGCAACCGUGCCUUUUCUAGCUGAAGUGUUUAAGCUUAUAGUUUCUAGUUUUCUGUUAUGGAGAGAGUGCAAGAAAUCACCUCUUCCAAAGAUGACGACAGAUUGGAAAACCGUUCGAUUGUUUCCUAUUCCUUCUAUUAUUUACUUAAUUCACAACAAUGUUCAAUUUGCUACAUUGAUUUAUGUUGACACUUCUACUUACCAAAUUAUGGGCAAUCUCAAGAUUGUUACUACUGGCAUUUUAUUUAGAUUGUUUCUUAAAAAGAAGCUUUCCAAUCUUCAGUGGAUGGCAAUUGCUCUGUUAGCUGUUGGAACGACCACAAGCCAGGUAAAGGGCUGUGGAGAGGCUUCAUGUGACUCCCUUUUCUCAUCACCAAUUCAGGGAUACAUGCUAGGAAUUCUGUCUGCUUGUCUUUCAGCAUUAGCUGGUGUUUAUACAGAAUUCCUGAUGAAGAAGAACAAUGAUAGCUUAUACUGGCAGAAUAUACAAUUAUAUACGUUUGGUGCAAUUUUCAACAUGGCUCGGCUUCUCCUGGAUGAUUUUAGAGGUGGAUUUGAGAAGGGACCAUGGUGGCAACGCCUUUUCAGUGGAUACACCAUCACAACCUGGAUGGUUGUGCUAAAUCUAGGGUGUUCUGGACUUCUCGUUUCAUGGUUAAUGAAGUAUGCGGACAACAUUGUCAAGGUGUACUCAACAUCAAUGGCAAUGCUAUUGACUAUGGUUCUAUCUGUGUUCCUCUUCAAUUUCAGUCCAACAUUACAGCUCUUCUUGGGGAUUAUCAUUUGCAUGAUGUCGCUGCACAUGUAUUUUGCACCACCAGGUAUGCUUGUGGAUCUACCUUCAAUGGGAAAAGCAGAUCCAGAGAGUCUCAUAGAUGUUUCUGUUGAAAGAAGAACAGACUCAUGAUGUAUUUUUGCGUUGAGAGCUUCCAAAUAUUUGUACUGCAGUGCAUAUUAUGCCAUUAGAUGAUGCUGAAAUUAUUGUGGACUGCUCCUGGCCAUGGAGAAAAGGACAGAGAAGGAAGAGAUAUAAGCAAUUACUCUGGCUGUACGUGAAAAUACAUUUUAGAAAGGAUAUGGUAAUGUUAAUGACAAUAUCUGGCUGGUUGAUCUUGGGUGGGUCUUGGGCAUCUAUUAGCCCCUGGAGUUCCAACCACCUACCGACAUCAAUAGUAGAAGUUAAGCCACUAUACGUGGUCUAUAUUCCUUUCUAGUUGUUUCACUCUAUGACGAGUUGUUUUUUUGGUCUUUGUUAAUGAUGCAAUGGCGACCGCAGUUAACAGUGUACUAUGCAUAGUAAAUGCUCUUCGAUUAUUGGGGCAACUGAUGCCGGCCUUCUCUGAUAUUGUGAAGGAAAUGUGUGGACUAUAAGAAUUGGAUGAACAAUUAUAGCUUUAGUUGUAUAAUUGCAUUUAUUUGACAGGAAUAGUGAUACUGAAUUAUUGUGAUGUACUUUAAGCCUGUCGACUUAAUCAAUCAAUGUGAAGAAAAGGUUAAAGAUGCUUUUCCUCGAUAGCGCAUCGACUCAUAAGCUUCUGGGAUGAAGAAAGAGCAUAAAAGGAUUUUACAAAAUGAGACUAACCUUAAUCGAUGGAAGAAAGCUAUUUUUUUUUUUCUUUUUGAAAAAGAUUUUUCUUUUUCCUUUUGUUUUAAAAAAGAUUUCUAUUUUUAUCUUGAUUAUUUUUCUUUUUUUUAGAUAUAUAUCUAAAUUUUUUUUGGACACGAUCUUUGUUAAAAUACUAUUUCAAAAGUUUUAAUAUAAUUGGAUAUUUUAAAUUCAAGACUUUAGAUAAGCUAGAAUUUGAAUAUCUAAUAUUUGAAUUUAAAAUUUUAGUUGAGUUAAAAGAGAUUAUACACUCUUAAAUCUUAUCUAGAAAUAAUAUUGUUUGCAGGUUUUAGUCCCCGUCAAAUUCUUUUUUUUAAUAAAUUGACCAAUUAGAAUCAGGGACCUGAAGUAAUGAUCUGCCAUCAUGCGUAAUUAGUGACACUAACACAGGGACGGAGAAUUCGAGUAGCUCUAAUCUUCUGGAAGGGACAAAAACAAAGUAAUAAUUAUGGGAUUCUUUCAGCAUCUAAGUAUCAGCAUUAAGCAGUUUUUCUUUACAUUGACACAAUCUAAAACGAGUAUAUUGAUGAAGUCGAUGGCGUAUUAGCUUUGUGGACAAGAUAACACUCAAGCUGGCCGGUCGAGUAAUUAAAGGGGCAAUAUAUGAGAGGGAAAAUAAAUAAAUGAUUCGACUCGAUUUUCAUUAUAAAUAGUGAGAAUUCAAUCGUAGAACCCACUAACACGAAAAAUCUCAAGGCUCCAUUUUGGGAAUUCUUUGCUUCAAUUCUUAUACUAUCUCAUAAACCAUUGUUUUCUCAGCAAUUAAUUAAUUGAGAUAUUGCUUGACUCGACAGCUUUUGGUGCACUACAUUUCAUCAUACCUACCAAAGCGCACACGCUUUUAUUGAGGCCUCUAUAAAAAGGCCAUAACAUGACUUUGCUACAACUAAGAAAUUAGCCGAAGUUAAUUGGGCAAAAACAAAUAUGGAGUCAGUGGCAAGGCCAGCUGCGAAUGUAGGCGGCAGGCCGAAUGGGGAUCACGCAAAGGAUCUUUGCGGGUACUUUCAGAUGCCGGUGCACUAUCCACGAUACACGCGAGCGGAGUACGAGAGCAUGCCUGAGUGGCAACUUGACUGCUUGCUCAAAGCCUAUGGUCUGCCCAUCACUGGAGAUGUUGAUUACAAGAGGAAGUUUGCCAUGGGAACUUUUCUUUGGUCCCAUUGAUAUUCUCAUCUCACUCCGAUCAUAUCCAAUUGAGUCAGUGAUCCCACGAUUCUAUCGAUUGGUUGUAUGAAUUUAUAUGUAAUGUGUAUUCUGCUGUCGUCUGGGUUGUGUUGCUUUUUCUUGUCUUUUAUUUGUAUGAUCAAAUGUCACUCGAUGAGAUUUUUUUUCUCCAGUGAUCUGUAAAAGAUGGUAGUGGUAAUAUCCCAUGCACUUUCUCUUUUGUUCA